Messenger RNA from Nasonia vitripennis (jewel wasp), 7188 nucleotides. RefSeq names its product fatty acid synthase. The coding region runs from base 249 to 6266 and encodes 2005 amino acids. Gene Ontology annotation, biological process: fatty acid biosynthetic process. The transcript has 14 exons. The record is from RefSeq and is a predicted model, not a curated record. Lineage: Eukaryota; Metazoa; Arthropoda; Insecta; Hymenoptera; Pteromalidae. Gene Ontology annotation, molecular function: fatty acid synthase activity; oxidoreductase activity.
AACGAACCAGAACGAGACACAGACUACCACGAACAGUCUAAUAAGCUGAACUAAACCUUUCAAUGUUAAGUGUGUCGGUUAAUUAUGGACUUCUAUUAGUUCUACAUGAGCUAGGCUUAACAUUCUAUGUCAGUGUAACUACUAUUCGCGAACAGAUUUCUUUCAGUCGCAGGUUUGCCUAUCCAGCAAAACGGUCAACAACUUAAAAUUUCGCGACCAGUCAAAGUUAUUUUUAUAACAUUGCUAGGAUGAAGAGUGAUUGUGGAACAGCGGAAGAUGCAGUCGUGAUAUCAGGAAUUGCUGGGAGAUUUCCAAAAGCAAAUAAUGUACUUGAAUUCAGAAAAAAUUUGUGCGAAAAGGUUGACUGUACUACAAGUAAUCACGGACGAUGGAACAUCGACCAUCCUGCAAUACCGUCAAAAUUUGGAGUAAUUAGAGGUGUAGAGAAAUUUGAUCGUGUAUAUUUUGCUGUUCACGAAAAAUUAUCGAAGAAAAUGGAAGCAGCAGCAAAAUUGUUAUUAGAACAUUCAGUUGAGGCCAUCAUAGAUGCUGGUAUCAAUCCGAAUGAUUUGAAAGGAAGAAACGUGGCUGUAUAUGUCAAUACCAAUGUAACAGAGACACAAUCACUUUUUAGCGAUAUAAAGGCUGAUGGAUUUGAGAUAGUGGGCAGUGCUAAAGCUAUGAUUCCUAACAGAAUUUCAUUUUCUAUGGGUCUUACUGGAACUAGUAUACACAUAGAUGUUGGUAGUGCAGGAGGUAUAGCAACACUUGAGAAAGCUUUUCAUGCUUUGAAAAAUGACGAAUGCGAAGGCGCAAUUAUAGCAGGAGGCAUUAUGAUACUGCAGCCAGAAAUUGCUUUACAACUCAAACAACAAGGCCUUCUAUCAAGCGAAGGAAAAUCCAGAAGCUUUGAUGAUAACGCCACGGGUCACUUUCGUAGCGACGGUGUUGCUGCUAUGUAUUUGCAAAAAGCAAAAAACGCUAAGCGUAUUUAUAUGGAAGUAAUGGGUGCGCGUGCGACUCAUACAGACUGCAUUAAAGUCAAUAGUUUCUUAUUCCCGAAAUUGGACAGUCAAGUUAAAUUGAUGAAACAAGUACUGAAUGAUUGUGGGUUAUCUCCAGACGAUAUUGCAUAUUUAGAGGCAAGUGGUUUUGCUAUUAAAUCCAUUGAUGCAGAUGAACUUGAAGCUAUCGAUAGGGUAUACGGCAAAAGAAAAGAACCGCUAUACGUUAGUUCUGUUAUAUCAAAUGUUGGAAAUGCUACACCAGUGAAUGCGUAUAAUGCGAUUGUGAAGGCAAUAUUAGGAAUGGAAGAUAAAAAAAUAUUACCAAAUUUGAAUUAUGAAAAGCCCAAUUCCAAAGCUUCAGGUUUAAUUAGUGGCAGGUUACGCGUACCUACAGAAGUAACUCCUGUGAAAGGUCAAUACGUGGCUAUAAAUAUAAUAUCAGAAUCUGGAGUGUUCGCAAGCGCGAUUUUAAAAUCUCCUGACAUUAAGAAAACGAACAACGAUCCAAAAGAUGAACUUCCACGACUUGUCGUUGUAUCGGGUCGUACGGAAGAAGCCAUUGAUGCAAUUCUGACAUUUCUGGAAACUAAUCCAGUUGACGUUGAAUUGUGCCAAAUGCUUAACGAUCUUUUUGAAUUCGGAGUGGAGAAGCAUAUACAAAAAGGGUAUACUAUACUGCCUGCAAAUGGGGUUCUUCAUAAAAAGUUACAAAUUCGAGGAACCAAUGCUUUUACUGGAGUAAAGCGUCAAGUCUGGUGGGUUUUUUCAGGCAUGGGCUCACAAUGGGCUGGCAUGGGGACAGAACUUUUAAAAAUAGCUGUAUUCAACUAUGCCAUAAAGAAGUGUGAUAACGUCUUGAAGCCAUUAGGAUACGAUAUAUACAAAAUCAUAACUGAUAAAGAUCCGAAAAUGUUUGACAAUAUAAUUCAUUCUUUUAUUGGCAUUGCUGCAGUUCAAAUUGGUUUAGUGGAUGUUCUAAGAUUUGUCGGUCUUGAACCGGAUUUUAUUAUUGGCCAUUCGGUAGGUGAACUUGGGUGCGCUUAUGCAGAUGGUUGCGUUACCGCCGAACAGAUGAUACUGGCAGCUUUAUCACGCGGUUUAGCUUCAAAAGAAGUGGAUUUGAUCCCUGGUUCAAUGGCGGCAGUAGGUCUUGGGUAUGAUGCUGUAAAGCCGCUGUGUCCACCUGACAUCGAUGUAGCCUGCCAUAACGGACCCGACAGUACAACAAUAUCUGGGCCUGCAGAGUCUAUGAAAAAAUUUGUUGCUUCUUUGACGGCCAAGGGAAUAUUUGCCAGGGAGGUGGCAAGUAGUGGCAUUGCUUAUCAUAGCAGAUACAUAGCUCCUGCAGGUCCCAAACUUCUGGAGCGUUUACAACAGGUUAUACCGAAUCCUAAUCCUCGUAGCGCAAAGUGGGUAAGUACUUCGGUGCCCAAAGCAGAAUGGAACUCUUUGAAGGCUCGCUUGUGUUCCGCUGAAUAUCAUACGAACAACUUGUUGAGUCCGGUCUUGUUUGAUGAAACGGCUCGCCAAAUACCAAAUGGCUCAAUUUGCAUUGAAAUUGCACCCCAUGGGCUUUUACAAGCAAUUCUUAAGAAAUCUUUACAUUCGAGUUGCACGAAUAUUGCACUGACUAAGAGGGGUCACUAUGACAAUUCAGCACUCGUAUUAGCUGCUCUAGGUAAAAUGUACGCUUUGGAUUUAAAUCCAAAAAUAUCGAACUUGUACCCAAAGAUCAAGUACCCUGUUGGUACAGGAACACCAAGUAUUUCACCCCUUAUAAAAUGGGACCACACAAAUCAAAAUUGUAUAGACUACUACGAAUCCAAGAUGAGUGUGAUUGAAGGAGAGAAAACAAUAGAAAUUGAUCUUAACAAAGCUGAUCAUGACUUCUUAAAUGCAAACACAAUCAAUGGAAAAAUUGUUACUCCUCUUUCAUCUUGCUUAAAUACAGCUUGGGAAACGUUAAAAAAUUGGCAAACUCUUAAUACAAAAGAACCCGAUGCAAAAGAGAUUCUCAAUGUUGUUUUUGACGAUAUCAAAGUUUACAAAUCGGUUUUAAACAUUCCCGAUGAUAACAUAGUUAAAGUAUUAGUAGCAGUUUUAAAAGGAACUGGAAGAAUUGAAAUAAUUGACGAGAAAUCUAGAGAAAUUAUAGCAUCUGCUGUAAUAAAAUCAACUACCGCUCCAAGCCAAGAGCGAUUUGAUAUAGAAAAUUCGAAAUAUAGAAAACUAGAAAAAUAUGAAAUCGAUCAAGAAGAUUUUUAUACUGAGAUGGAAAUGCGCGGUUUUAAUUACUCAAAAGUCUUUAAAAAUGUUCUACGAACGACGUCUGAUGGGUCUAACGGAAUAGUCAGAUGGGACAACAAUUGGGUUACUUUUAUAGACAGUGUUUUACAAUUAUAUGCUUUUGGAAAUGAUACUCGUCAAGCACUUGUCCCAGUAUCAAUUCGUAAAAUAGUUAUUGAUAUCAAUAAACAAGUAAAUGAAGUGAAUGAUUCUGAUGAAGUUAAUGUCAUGAUUGACAGAAGUCUUAACUAUAUAUCUGCUGGCGGGUUGGAAAUUCAAGGCUUACAAUUUGCCAGAUUACCGAAACAACACGAGCAAAGUUAUAUGAGCAACGAUGUGCCUACAGUUGUGCCAAAUAUAGAUAACUCAAGCACACCCUUACCCGUUGUUUUACGCUUGGUUUUACAAAUAAUCAUCGAAAAUAACUUUUCUGAAAAACUGCAAAGAAUUGAGUUGGUUGGUGAUAGAGAUUCUAAUAAUAUGAAACUUAUCCAAAAUGCUUUUGUCGAUGUACCAGAAAUCAAUUGGUUUAAACAAGAUAUCACUUCUUUGGAAUCAGCCACGUAUGGUAACAUUCUGACAAUUAUAAUUAGCAAUGCUAACGACUAUAACAUUGAAGAAAUAUCUAACAGAUUGAAUGAAGGCAAAUUCCUUUUGAUGAAUUUACCAAAUGCUAAACAAGAUUCCUACUUAAACUCAGUUGGAAAAUUUGGUCUUAUGCCCGUUUUCUUACGUAAGACAGAAAAUGAAACGGUGGUUUUAUUACGCAAAAUACGUUUGACUAGGAAAAUUCAUAAAAUACAUAUUACUGAAAGCAAUAAACAAUCUGCAGAAAUGAUUUGUAAAUCUGCAAAGAACUUGCCUGACAGCGAAAGGGUUGCUGUUUUAAUACAAUCAAAUCAAAAUGUAAAUAGUGCGAUAAGUGAAAUCGUGCAACAAAUAGAGCUUACAGGAUUCAAUCUUAGCAAAAUUAGAAUAUUCCUUUUCCACGGAGUAAAAGGUAUCGAAGAUUCAAUUGCUGAGGAAUUUUACAAACAUCAGUUAGAGUUAGAUUUGUUGAUAAAUAUCUUGACUCCUCAAAAAGUUUGGGCUACUUUGCGCCGAACAACAGCGAUUCUGAACGAAAAAAUGUGUCAAACGUGGGCUGCAAAUCAGACCAGUCUUAACAAGCCACUCAGCAUUAGCUGGACUGAAGGACGUCCUCUCGAUAGUAUUGGCAAUUCAGUUCAAGUUGAAUAUUCAACUAUAAAUCCUCAAGACCUACUUAUAGCUGACGGCAGUUUCUACGUAGAGGGUCUCGAAAAAUCGAGAAUUGAACAAAUAGGAGUAGGAUUGGAGUAUUCUGGAAUAGAUCAAAAACUGAGCAGGGUUAUGGGAAUUACUUGUGGAAAUUCUGUAGCGAAUUUUGUUAACGUCAACCCAACAUGGAUGUGGGACGUACCUAAAACUUGGAGUUUCGAAGAUGCAGUUACGGUUCCAUUAUCAUACGUUUUGGCUUAUUGGGCUCUUAUAGUCAAAGCAGAAGCCGAAGCUAAGGAAAGAGUAUUGGUCACAAAUGUUUGCGAUGGAAUUAGUUUGGCUACGAUAAAUUUAGCUCUGCACAAGAAAUGCGACGUUUUUGUGGCUUACGAAAGGGAGUCGGAAAAGGAAAUGAUAAGUCUUACAUUUCCUCAGAUACAAUCAAACCGUUUAUUCAAACUGACCAAUAACUCUUUCAGAGAUGAGAUCCUUCUUCAAACUAAAGGAGAAGGUGUAAACGUUGUAAUUGCCAACCAAUGCGAAAUCAAGCAAUUGGAAGUAUUUUUCAGUGCAAUCAAACAAAACGCCCGUGCUGUAGUAAUCAGCGACCUUAAUAAUUCCGAAAUCCACGGUAAAGUGGGAAUGUACAUUUUCUUGAAAGAGCUCAACUUUUUCUCAGUCGUGCCCAAGAAGGUACUGCUUUCAGAUUUAAAAAUCAAAAAAAUGUUAGCCAACAUGGUCCAGGAAGGUAUCAAUAUUGGCUCUGUAAAACCUUUACCUAGGAGAGUUUAUCAACGAGAAUCGUUGGCUGAAGCUUUGAAUACUUGCUUGGCGAAGGAAAAUUUAGGAAAGAUCGUUAUUAAAGUAGCUCCGAAAGAUGCAAAGAUGGAAUGCCAAGAUGCCUUGGCCAUUCCCCGUUUACACUGUUUAGACAGAAAAUCUUAUCUUGUUAUCGAAGGUUUGACAACUUUUGGUCUCGAAUUGAUUGAUUGGCUGAUUACGCGAGGCGCUAGACAGAUCGUUGUAGCAUCGUCAAUGAAAAUAGAAAACGGUUUCCAGAAUUUGCGCAUAAGAAUUUGGCAAGGUUACGGCGUAAAAAUAAAUUUGCAUACUGAAACUGAUCUUGCAGAGCAAAAAAGCAUCAAAGCACUGUUCAAAGAUGCUUCAUCUCUCGGAGCUAUCGAUGCCAUUUUUGACUUAAGGCGAAUUGAUUUUGAAAAGCAUAAAUUUUUAAGCAACGCUUUAGAUUCGACAACGAAAAUUUUAGAUCAAGAAUCGCGUAAUCUUUGCUCCGAACUUCGCCUCUUCGUCGUAUGCUCAGCAGUUGCUAAUGCAGGAGCUUUGGCGAACACACGAAAAACAGAUCGAUAUUCUAUUACGAGUUUUGAACAAAAGUUAGUGGAUGAAAUAGUCGAGAAAAGAAAAAAAGACGGCCUUCCUGGAUUGAUUGUAAGAUUGGGACUCGUAAACUCUACUCAUACCAACUCGAAUAACCUUACUAAAAAUAUUGUCUUGCCUGCAUGCAGCAAAUAUGUCUUAAAACUCGAUGAAAUUUUCGGUACAAAUGAAAAUAUCGUUGAAGUAUCAUCCUUCGUGUCUCUCGCUAAUGAGAUUGAAGAAUACGUGGAUCCUAGUAAGAGAAAUUUGAAUGAUGAAGACAGACUUAAAAAAUUAUUUGCAGAUGACCUCCACGGCCCAAAUUGCAAAAUUGUUCACAUAUUGAAGAUGCUUUGACGAGAUACAAUAUACGUUAGGAAUAAUAUAAAGUAAAUCAUGCAUGUAUGUGAAUAAUCGUUAUGAAUUACUGGAUUAUUAUUUUUGUUUAUUUGCAAAUUUAAUCACACAAUGAUUUAAGUAUUGACUAUAUAAGCAGAAAAAGUUUCCUUACGGUAGUACUACCGGUAGGUAGCUGGUCAAAACAGAUUUCACUUUUUAUUGCUUAAUUAUUUGUGGAAUAUACUUAAUAAUAGAGAUUUCAUAAGUCAUGGUACAACAAAUAAUGAUUUUACAUUUGUAUUAAGCGAUUCUAUUUAUCAUAAUUACGAAUAAAAAGUUUCAGACAGGAGCUGAUUUAAAUAAUUUUUUGAGGUUAAGUGUACAUUUUUGAACUUUUAUUUGUUUAUUACUACGCUCAUAGGCUCCAAACCAUUUCUUACAAGCAGUUACAUUAUUUGUUAGUUGUUUUAACUAACUUUUAGCAAAAUUUAAGUCAAUUCUGAAUUCAGUCUUUCUUUAUAGUAAAAGCUACUUAUACACCAAAUUUUAUCAUUUACUGAACCGACAAUCUUUUACCCGUAGUGCGUCCUUAAGGUUUCUUAAUAGAAAUCUAAAGAGCAUAAGUCUGUCACAUACCAUUUGUUAUUUAAUUGCGCACGGAUAAUGCGAAAUUUACAAUAAAAUAGUGAGAAUUAUAAUGUUUGUUUGAGCGACAAUCUCUCUCUUUAUGCUUAGUGCCACCAACACUAGACAUAUGGUCAUACUAGCACAGCUAUACUUUCUGCUAUUAUUAAUGCGACGGCUAUAACAGCCGUGACUGGUAUUGGUAUCUACUGGAUCAAAGUUGCAGAGCAAAUUUCCUCAUAGUGAACGAAAAAAAUUGUAACAAUUUUUGCGUUGAUGUUUUGCUUGAACAAAUAAAGAUGUUUUGAAAAAUUUA